Aspergillus clavatus NRRL 1 is the source of this 1938-nucleotide messenger RNA. RefSeq lists its product as uncharacterized. Bases 1 to 1938 code for a protein of 645 amino acids. The transcript has 3 exons. NCBI's taxonomy places the organism in Eukaryota, Fungi, Ascomycota, Eurotiomycetes, Eurotiales, Aspergillaceae. The record is from RefSeq and is a predicted model, not a curated record.
AUGCUGUUGUGUGGCUUGUUGUUCCUCCUGCCGCUAUUCCUGCAGAAUGCUGCCGCACUGCAGCGGGAUGAGGAUCUGAUGUCCUUUGUGACGCUUCCCCAUAUCAGAGCCUUGAAAUUCGACGUCCACUAUCAGGAUCGCGACCGUGUGAGCCCGGGCUAUUGGUUCGUGGCGCCUUACGGACAAGUCGACCCCGAGGCACCGAGCCACCGCUUCCAACAGUAUCAGAUCGGUCCGUACAUCUACGAUGGCGAUGGGGGCCUCGUCUGGGCCGGUUCGUUCAUGUUCGACAAUCGCAACGUGUUCGACUUCAAGGCCGUCCAUAGCAUCGGCAGGGAGCCGCACCUGUCGCUGGUGUGGCAAAGCUCGUGGGAUGGAAUCGACUCUGGCCACGGGGUGAUCCUGAAGAACAACUACGAGAUCACAAAUCAGCUACCCUUUCGACCGGAGUUGGGUGCCUUUGAUAUCCACGAAUUCAACAUCCUCAACGACGGAAAAUCGGGGCUGGCGAUAACGUACCGCGAACGCGAGACUGGCAUGGAGGAUCUAGCACGACCCGACGAGCGGACGGCGAUCCUCAGUGGCGGAUUCGUGGAGCUGGACAUCAACACGGCGGAGACCACUUUUGAAUGGGACUCGUUUCAGAAUGUCCCGCUGUCGGAGUCGAAUCGCUACGGAUUUAACUCAAAGCCAGAGGGACGCCCGGGCUGGGACUACGUGCAUGCCAACGCGGUCGACAAGAAUGAAGACGGCGAUUUUAUCGUAUCCUUCCGUUUCACCAACACCAUCUACAUGAUCUCCGGGAAGGACGGCGUCAUCAUGUGGCGCCUAGGAGGCUCACGCAGCGAUUUCGUGCAGGACUUCACCUUCUCUAAGCAGCACGACGCCAAAUUCGUCAAGUCUAACGGAACCCACCACACCAUUUCCUUCCUGAACAACGCCUCCGAUGAGCUCACCAACGACGAGGCCGUCUCCAGCGCGUUGAUCGUGGAACUGGACACGGCCGCGGUACCCAAGACCGCAAAGGUCUUGCGUCGCUACAACCGGCCCGAUGGAGGUCUGACGCGGCUGCGCGGCAACGCCCAGCUGCUUCCCAACGAUAAUAUGUUUAUCGGCUGGAGCGAGCGGGGCUACAUUUCCGAGCACGCGCCAGACAGCAAGGUCCUGCUAACCGCCAUGUUCAAUUCGACGCGCUUCUCGACCUAUCGCGCCUACAAAUUCGAGUUCACCGGCCGGCCCAGCAGCCCGCCAGAUCUGGUCGUCUCCGUCGCGGGCACAGAUGAGUCGCAUAUGCUGACGACCUUCUAUGUCAGCUGGAACGGGGCCACCGACAUCGCGGGCUGGAACUUCUAUGCCCGGACAGCGGAGCAUGCGCCUCCGGUUUUCGUCGGAAAUACUACCAAGUCUGAUUUCGAGACCAUGUACGUUGCCCCAGGAUACCUGGACUGGGUCUCCGCCGAGGCUUUUGACCACCAUGGCAUGGUGCUGGGCACGUCGCAGGUCCACCGCAGCCGUGUGCCCAGUAAUUGGGCCGCGACCGGGUUCAAGGGCGAGGUGGCGGAGCUUAAGCCCCAGGAUCCGACCGUUGUCGUCUCUGCGACAGUCGAUGACAGUGAUGAUACCGCCCCGGCGGCGGGUGUGGGCAACAGCACCGCCAGCGGCGAUGCCAAACUCGACAGCAGCGUCAGUAGUAACAGCGGUAUGGUCGCCGUCGACGCGACCGCGGCGGAGGCGCUCCGGACCGCGCAGGACACGUACGAACUGGUCCGGGACAUCGGCGCGCUGAUCAGCUUCGUUGUCAUCGUGUGUGUCAUUGCUGGUAUCGUGGCUGGGAUUUACACAUUGGUGCGUCGUCGGAAGAGAACGAUGUACCAGCAUAUCCCGACGGAGGAGGGACUGCCCGAGGAGCAGAUCCGGCGUCGGUCGACGCAUGAAUGA